AUGGCAUUACAGUGCCUUUCCAUCCUAGGCAGCAAGAAUGAGCCUUUGUAUUCCUGUUCACCCCCAAAGAUUAGGCUAGCCGAGGCAAGUGAGCCUGAAGGGGAUCUAGACGGCUUUGGAUUUCUGGAAUCCAUGGAGGGAAAUGACAAAGCGAUACAUCACGAGUUCAUGAUUCAUGCUGCUUUGGAUCGCCUAGACGAAGUUCUGGGGUCGCCCAAGAAUUAUCAGAUCCCAAAACAUCUGCGAAGUUCACACUGGAUGGGAUCCCUUUGUGUUAUGGAAGACUGCGAAAUCUUUGGCUAUGUAACACCAAGUAACAUCAAAAUAUUAGCGUUGGUCAAGAGGGACGACAUUAUGCCCCUUCAGAAACGCAAUGACAGUGACGUCCGGAUGCUAUUUAAAGUGGUCCAUGAUUGCUACGUUCGAUACACACUCAAUCCAUUUACUACCAUCCGAUCAAAGAUUGAGAAACCAUGUCAGAACUUUGAGAAGGGCAUCAACAUGGCAAUCAAAAAGUACAACGAUACUGUUGACAUUCUGGACGACCCAACCGUAAAAAAGUUCCAGAAAAAGUCUACUAGCGGUGGUAGCGGUGGAGGUGGCUUUUUCUCUCUAACGUCGUCUUCCCCUGGUUUGGUCAUGAAGUGA
This is a messenger RNA of Cylindrotheca closterium, 648 nucleotides long. NCBI's taxonomy places the organism in Eukaryota, Bacillariophyta, Bacillariophyceae, Bacillariales, Bacillariaceae. The record is from the annotation of a GenBank genome assembly.